This is a messenger RNA of Pocillopora meandrina, 17145 nucleotides long. The record is from the annotation of a GenBank genome assembly. Lineage: Eukaryota; Metazoa; Cnidaria; Anthozoa; Scleractinia; Pocilloporidae.
AUGACCUUCUGAGAAGCCGUAGAUUACCCAACACUUCAAUCUCGUUCUCAGUGCAGUGCUUCAGGCUUUGUUUAGAAGAAGACGAGACGGAAAAACCACACAGGUAAGCCAUAAAACACGUAUGUGCACAUUAAUAUCAGUUAAUAUUUGUGAUCUUUUCUACAACAAAUGACAGCGUCAGUCCAAUUGUGGUAGAUUAGGUAAAUUGCAUUUAAUAGAACAAAAUGAAAGAAAGGCACUUAAGAUGGUAACUAUGUUUCAAAACACUUAAAGAAAGUUGUUUGUAUCGGAAGACUUUGCUUCUGCGACCAAAUUCCUCGAGCUUUGUUCUCUGUAUUCGAUUUCAUCAGGAUCAUACAUGAACUGGUUGUCCCAUUUGAUAUAGGGUGAUUUAAAACAAUGACUUAUCACGAAAUGCAGCGGUAGGAGAUUUUAGCAAAUGUUGAGCUCUUGACUCUUCUGUAAAUAGUAAGGUUAAAGUCGCUGAUAACGCGUAAUGAAAAUUUCUUAAUUUAUUUAACAAAGAGUUAUCGGUUCUGACUGAGUUCUCCAACGUUCUUUACGAACAGCGAAUUCAUGAAAUAGAUUUUGUGUUAUAUUGCUGCUUAAAGAAAACUAUAUUUUUACCCGUGACACGGGUACAUGAGUUUCUAGUAUUCUAUAUACAUGUAGAAAUGUGAAUAUAUAUUUUUUCACAAAUCUUGAUAGUGGAAUGAGCAUAUCAACGUAUUAGCAAUUGAACAAAAUAUUCCAAAUCCACCUGACGGGUUUGCAUCGCUCUCCAUCCAUCGGCCUGAGAGUUAUCUUCAUCUUGGAGUGUUGUUUUAUUUCGCGCCAAUCACGAAAUAAUUGAAACCCAUACAAAUUACUUAGUUAUAAGUUGCUUAAAGGGAGUUAGCCUACCUAGCCAUAUCGGUUUUAUUUGAUACUCUCUUUUUGCACAAUAAAUAUUCAUAGCGAACUUUUCAUGAUUGCUUACCUCAAAGUAAAAGAAAACAUGUGCUGUGCCUAGAGCGUUGUUGCGAUAGCCUCUCGCAUUGCCGGAAUCGUGCUAACUUCGAAUUCAUAUGACACAGAGAAGCUUGUUUUCCCCUACCAUGAUUCGAAAAAAAGUCACGGUCCGUCUUCGUGCCAAACCACGCAAUAAGUCCCGUCGUGUAUGAACGUCAUGUAUUUGUCACUGUCUGAGACCUUGCCCACCAGAGAAAAUUGUGAGAACUUCACCUCUCCAAAUUUCUCAUUUUACCCCCAAAAUAACCCCAAUAGGAUAAAAAAUGGCGGAUGAUUAAAUAUCUUAUAGAACCAUUAUGAUGAAUGAAUAUGGUACUAAUGAUAGUAAAACCAAUAAUAAAAAGAAUAAUGAUAACAACAGCGACAACAACAACAACAACAAUAAUAAUAAUAAUAAUAAUAAUGAUGAUAAUAACAUUAAUAAUAGUAGCCAUGAUGAUCAAAUAUUUACGCUGCAAAACCCAAACUGAUUUGCCAGCUGUUCAGCUGUAGUGGGGUCUCAUAGUAAGAGAAAUGCUAUCAUUUUACCUUACCGUUCAACAGAUGCAAGCGACCUCUCUUGACAGAUGUCGGUACAAUUACUUAUUCUAAAAGUGCAGUGACGCCUUUGUAGAUCAUGUAGAACCUGAACCUGCUUCAAAACAGUCUGAAUUAUCACUCCAAUUUUUAAUAAGGGCAGCUCAAAGCGGUUUUAAAAGUCAAAUUCGAAGAAAGGUCGAUUUGUUCACCGCGAAAACAUUUUUCCUUUUGAUUCAGGGGCAAAUGAACUCAGCAAAGAAAGAACGUUUUGACCUUAACAUCACGGGUUUGGUUCAAUUUUCUAUACAGUUCUGAAAAGCGUUUCUUUGUGAUUUUCCUUCAUUUAUUACAGUUACACAAAUUGGUCAGUUAAAUGUACAAUAGCCAGCCGUUUCUGUUAACUUCUACACACUCACGGGAACUCUUGUGAGAUCAAGGGCAACACUGUAGUUAAAAAUAGCUUAUCAGGUCUUAAUUUUGUCGUUUGUAAUCCGCUCAGUCGUUUCUUGACUUACGUUCGUGUUUCGUGUUUCGCGACCUCUUUCACUGUCGGUCCACUGACCAUAUUAUCGAUAAGAUGUGUUAGCGAUUUAUCUUAGGUCAUACACUACAUGUCUCAAUAUCAUAGUAAUCGCCAUCAAAGAGUUAACCUGCAAAAUUAACUAAUAAUAAUUAAUAAGACAAAGCCUGGAUCGGGGUUAGGAAAAUGAAAAACAUUAUCAAAUGAAAACAAAUUAACAACCAGACUUGUUAGACAACGAACCACGAAGAGAAUUGUUGAAGAAUUCAAGAACAAAAUCCAUUUUGAAUGUGGUAGAUAUACCUAUCGUUCGUUUAGCGAGACCUUCAUGAUUUAUUUAAUGAUGUUGAAAAAAAUCACUCAUCAUUUAUGCCGCUUUCUGUUGAAUCAGGCGUUUCUAAAAGAUUUGCAACGCGUACAUGUUACACGGAUUGCCGUAAACCCUCCUGAUUUCUUGAAGUUUACAGUAAGUCUGAGAUUUUCGUCGGUGGCGCAUAAGUAGGGAACGAAUUCAAAUUUCAUGGACAAUUUCAUUUGAAUUCUAUUAGAGAUGGCGGCUAUCCUUUAUUAACAGUGGCUAACGACAAGGCCCUAGUGCAUUAAGUUUGUUAUUCCCAGUCCCUUUCUAGUCUCCUUAGAGAAGUGUCUUCGGUUUAAAGAAUGCUUUGCAAGCAUUUAGAGGUCAGUUGUUUCCAUCCGUUCUCCAUCAGAUUUUAAUAUGUAACAACUCGGGAUUUUGUUGUAUGUGUUGUAACAUUGAAAAUGAUAUCGGUGAAACUUUAAACGCCCUUGGGUGCAACCUUCUGCGCUUAACUCCAGGAUUUUUUUGAUCCGUUAUUUAAGAAUAAAAGAGGAUUACAACUCGAUAUCUGUUGGGAGCAUCAGGUUCCCUCAAGUAAACGAGUUUUUCAUCUUUUUUAAAUUAGAGGGGAUUUAUCAUCGGUAUUAAUUAUGUGGUGGCAUCGCAAUUAUUUUUCUUUUGCUGGAAAGUAAAUUAAGGCUAAUUAAAAGCAAUCGACUGCAUGCGUCGAUCUUAUACCAGUUGACAAAGCCACCUUUAUUUUUCGCUCGUAAACAGUAAUUAAAACUUGGUGCCAUUCAUUCAAACAUGCUUGGUUUAAUUGUGAUAACAGAGCCAACCUUAACGACAGCGAGAGAGCGAAGUCUCUUCGGAAUGUCAACCGUUUUCCGGAAUCAGAGGUGAAAUGUUUAGGAGGCUAACAUCACUGUUGCUACACUGCUAAUGUAAGUGACUUGAGCUUAAACGUCAUCCCACGUCAACGCAAAGCUUUAAAAACGCCUCCUGCUGUUAAAUCCCCAUGAACCAGUAAAAAAUCGAGUUGAAAUUUGUAAAAUCUUUCUCUCUUUGACAAAGAUAACUGAACCAAUCGCCGAGUAAAAACCUAUUGACAACUUGGGAAAACUCUAAAAUACAACGUGAGCAACUACGAUUGAAGGUGAGUUUAAUCCGUUGGAUUUCACGCGUAGUAGCCAGCUGUUCCAAUUUAGCCAGACACUUUUCUCGAACGUUUGUCAAGCUUUUCCUACCGCGGAAAGUCAGCGAAUCCAAAUUAUACGUGCUGCUGCUUAAAAUCAGUAAAAGCUGUUACCACAUGUGUCUAUCUCAAACCCUGAGCUUUCCUGGAAUCCUCUCCUAAAGGUUUAUAGUAUUAAAAUAAGCUUUAAGAGUUUGCCCUUUUCGAGGAUGAUACUUUGAGUCAGCUUUUGAACGCUAUAUAAGCAGUGGCUAAAACGAUUUAAAAAUCUAAUGAUGACAGAGACUUUUAUGGAGUCGUCAGUGACCACUGAUAGCAAACUCAGUAUAAUUUAUUGAAAUCUGAAUGAAUUCGAUGAGAACGUAAGAUAAAAUGGGUGCGGAAAGGAAAUACUGUAAAAAUAAUCAAGUUCGUUGUAGAGAUUUUUAACCGACGUCUUGUGAGAAGGAGGUCAAAAACAGAAUUUGUCAUCUGCGACCAAUUAGCCAAAACUUUUAAAUCAAAUACUUCCUACUAAGAGCUGCUUACGAAAGUGUCGUGCGCUCAAUCUACACCAAAGCUCCGCAGAGAAGGCAAAGCAAACACGCUUUAGUAAAAGACACGCAGAGAUUUAGUAAGGUAAGCUGUUUUGAGCUUCUCUCUUCGAACUUUUCACAAAAAUCUUUAAAGAAUUUCGUUCAGAGCUUCUGAUAAAUUAAUUGCGUAAAGAAAUCUUGGACUCUACAAUACAACAUUAAGAAUGGAGGUUAUCAUACCAAAGGUCGUAUAUUCACAGACGAUUUUAAAAAGAGGCGACUUGGGCUUUACUAAACUUAUUUGAUGAAGUCUAUUACUAAACACAACACUAUACAUUUUCUGCCUUUAGAAAGUUAGAAGGUCUGGCAAGGAAACUAGUUUUUUUAUUUACUAUUUCACGCCCUUUUCCCUUUGGAGCGUACAGCCAGAAGCUAUACCUGUAUUUCCCUUAAUUGAUUAGUGCCAGCUGAGUUUCUCUUCAAGUGACCCUUUGGCUCGAUAAAGUUUGGUCAGUUUAGGUUGAGAAGUUUAUCCUAGGACUUAAGUGUUACGCUCAUAUACUGCACCCUUUUGCGUUGCCUUUCAACAAUAUUUUGAAAAAACUCUCCAAUAGCACUAGUCGGCUGACUAAUCCAUCUUUGCGCCCGUUAAAGAUCUUUCACAGGUAUGAUAUUUUUCCUCUUCGGUUGACUUCUUCAUUCUGUCAUAAUACAAAUUAAUGGUGUCCUUACUGCAAUCUUAGAAGCCGAACAGUUUCUUUUGUAGCAAAUGAAUGAGGUGGACAUAGAGUUAUCAAGGCUGUAUUUUGUCUCCGAUCAUAAGCUCUUAAGAUCCGGAAGAAUUAGACAUCAGCAAGUCAACUAAGCCAUUUAUCACUGUGGCAAGCCGCUGUCUUUUUAUUUGGAUCAUGUCACGGAACAGGGCUUGGUCCUAAGCGGGCUCAGGCUUCUUAUCGGGGUAAAUUAAUUCCUGUACCAUGCAUUUAUUCUCAUCGGAUUUACAUUUGGUUUCCUCUGAAAGAAAUUCUAGCAAAAUUGGACAUAGAUAUUUGUUCUUCAUCGGUGUUAGGGGAGUCUCAGCCCAGGACUGUAACUGAACAAUUAAUCCAAUUUACUCACUUAGACGAAGUGAAGAUGGAUAAAUAAUUCCUUCAAAUUUUCUAUUACGCGUGCUUCAAAGUUUCGUGACGAUUUUUUAAUCAACGUCCUACGCUAAAGCUGUCAUGAUGGUGUAGCUACCUAAAGAUUUUUCACAUCAUACAGAUAGAAGAGCUGAAAAUUAGCCCACAAAUUCGCGGAUCAGCACUGCUUUUAACAAUAAUUCAACAUGAUCAUCCUGUCUAGCGAACAUAUGGUGUCCAUUCAAAUCGAAAACGAAAGUUCAAUUUCUUGAGGGCUGACACAACUUUUGCACAUCUGUCUAUUUGAAAUUAUUUUACUGUGUCAACAACGCGUGAAGUGUUUUCGUGACACAACUGUUUAAGCCAUGAAAAAAAAAUGCCUUGCGGUUUGUAUGAAGAAGACAGAUUCUGGCAGAAUUCCACGCAUAGACAGAUUAAAAUCAUCACACAAAAGUGAACCAUUGCUGUUAAUUGGCGGUUGGGGGCGUGCUCUUUAAGCAGUUUGAUUUUCGUCAAGACAGCUUACAGCUGAAAAGGUCAGAGAAUAGAAAAGUCAUCCGUCUUGAAAGAGUAAAUCUAGAUAGCACAUGCACUAAAUGAGAGAGUUAAAAUUUUCUGAAUUUGUUAAUUUGAGGAAUAACUGUCUUUCUUACUCCAUUCCAUCAUUUCCAUUGUUGCCACGAGGCGACUUAUUCUGUUGGUAUUGGGUUCUGUACAAAUAGGAUUGAAUUUCUGCCGUGACACUUGGGCCCAACUUUGCCGACUUUUCCACUGCCCUAUGAAAAAUAAUUUCGGCACGUUUAACAAUCAGGGUUGAAAGAGGGAAAUAAAAAUAUGUAUAUAAUUCUAAGCGCUACAUAAAAUUUUAUGAUCAAAGUAAGUUACUACCGACAGAUGACGAAAGUUCAAAAUGGCUCAUUAAAUAAGUUUUACUCAGUUUUAAGUAACAUUUGCAACGGCCUGAACUUGACAGGACCAAGUGAGCGCGAGAUUUUUUCUUCUGGCCUUAUUAAGGAAAUAUACAGUCCAGAAAUACCAAGAUACAAAAUAUGUCAGUGCCUUUAGUGAUACUCUACAGAACAAUAACAUGUCUACAAAGUAAAGACGAAUCAGAAUAUUUCAGGACAGGUAAAUUUGCCAAACUGAAAUAGUAGUAAAUUGCGAUCCUGUCGUUGGAAGAAUUUUGGCGUCAGACAAUUAGUAAGAAAAAUAGGAACCCUACAGGAGGAAUGGGAGGAGGUCUGGCCCUACGGACCUUCCUCCGACUCUUUGAAAGAGAACGGCAUACUUUCAGACCUCACUUGACACCCAGGUCUCCGAGUUGGGAAAGAAGGUUUCACCAAGAAAGUUCGGAUGACGCACGGUAGGUUUUCUGCAACAUUUUGUCGUUAGCGAACCUUUAUAUUACAAGCAAAUGGUACAGAAUUGAAAGUUCAUGACUCCUCUAAAUUGCAUGAUAGUAUCAGAGCCGGACUUUCGUGUCCACGAGAAUGGUCACACUGCGAUUGGAAAGAGGCCAGUAUCAGACCUAAAAAUGACAAUGACUGAUUUAUACCAAGUUGCAGCUAAUAAUAGCUACUCGUACACGAGCUGCGUCUUUUCAAGAUGAACCAUCCAUAGGUAUAACAAAUACUAUUCGACCGUUUUAUUUUGAUUCAAUUUGUAACGUUUAGUUGCUAUCUUGUCUCCACUCAUCGACAAACAUUUAUCCAAGAGGUUGUUUUCUUUUUUAAAUAUUUAACAUUGUUACCUUGUGCAAUAUUAAGAUAAACGGAUUGUGUGGUAUUACUUAUGAAGGUAGUUGGCUAAAUAUUUUGUUCCUACUGUUCCGUAUUAGGCCUCAAUCGUACAUCUUCACAGACGCAAAAGGAACACAUGCUUCCUUAAGCAAAGAGAGCCGAAAGCUAUUUUAAGGUUAUGAAAGAGGCCUACAGAUCGAUUAAGUUUUUAUUCUUCUCCCCAUUAAUAAUACGAAAAUUAACAUCUUAAAAAUUCUGCUAUAUAUGAGAGGAAUUUCGACUUUCGUGCAAGCGUAUAUAAUCUUGGCAAACGAAAUUUGAGACUGCCACGGUGGGUUCACCAAAAGGGUAAGGUUAGGAAAAGACAAUUCUACUUAAGGGAAACGAAAGGAUGAUCAAAAAGCUAUGCCUUUCUUCUCGCUUUCCCUGAGAAAAGAAAAAACGUGGAGGCUGAGCAAACAAUCGCUCACUUCAAGCAACAUUCUUUGCGCUUUGCAUUAGGACUGUUUGCUUUGAACAGUUAAAAAAGUAGCCGGGAAAUGAACGUAUAGCCUUUUUCUGGCGGGGAGGGGAUUAAGGGAACAGGGCAAGGAAGGAGGUUGUAAUAAGGUUAAGAGAAAUGCAAAAGGGUGAAGAGGACUUGUAUGCUAAUUGGAUCGGAGGCCCUCUGUGAACAUACGUCUAUGAAAUGUCAUUAUUGGUUUAGAGUUGAAACGGCGCAGCGUAAUUAAAGGAACAAUCAAAUCUUGAAUGUUAUCCUCGGAACGCAUCGACGAUGGACAAAUAUUUUCAGAAAGUCACCAUGCACAUCUCGCUACUUAACUCUAAUUCUAAGGUGAUGUGUCCCAGCUUAAAAAUAGCAAGGGUGACACCAAUCUAAGAUGUGGCAGACUUUCACGAUGAUCGCCAAACGUAAGUUCAGAAUCAUAGAUCAAAAUGUUGAUGUGGGUACGAAAUAAUUAUGUUUUUUUAACUUAAACCGAGCACUUGUGCACCGACCUGAUUACUUCGGAAAACAUUAAUUUGUGUCAUUCCAUUGCAAAAUUAUAAAUCAUUAUAAAUCAAUGCAUCAUUCACUCUUUUUAUAACCGAUUACUUAAGAUGAUGGCUAUUCGUCUGUUAGCCAUAUGUUCAGAACAGUUCAUUUCCCUCUAAGAGGUUGUUUAUAUUAAUCAAGUUGGGUAUAUUAUUGAAAAACCUUGAAGCUAAGUGAGGUACUAAUGAUUAUCUAGAAUCAUAGCCAAACGUUAAGGCCCCUUAACAGUUUGAGCCAAUGUGACCAUUUAAAUUGUUCUUUCGAUAAAGAAGUUUUUUCAGACGGUCUGCUAUCAGAAAUAUUAUAUAAAAUCACCCAGACACGGUGUAAGAUUUGUAAUACAGUACCAAGUAAACAGUAUUUUCUUUGACAUGGAUAGUCAAGUAAAUAAAUCGCAUUUAACUAGCGUGUCGUUUUCCUAAACGCUUGCUAUAUAAGCGCGAGCAGCUUGUCUGUGGUUUGACUCAAAGCCUUCUCUAAAACGGACCUUUUCCCGUGGAACAUAAAAUAUCCUUGGUCACUAAGAGACAUCAGGUAAAGGAAAUAGCGUUUGUAUUCUACCUUGUUAGCCACGAGCAAUAAGUUACUUUCGGCCAACAAUAUAUCAAGGACCCUCACGGGUGUUCACUUGACGUCGAAAAGCCCUUUGCUGCAUGUUCCAUAUGUUCACAUUCAUUGCUAAAAUUGUUAUUCUAUUGUUUGGAAGAUUAUUGGUUGUGGAGAACCAGACAGUGAGUAGAUUUUGCAGACAAGAAUUUUAAGUCAAUAACAAACUUUGUAAAAUUUUCCACUUUACUGGGUUGACACAAGUCAAUGAUAUUUUCUAGAUCUACGGAAGCAUCGGAAAUAAGUAUUUCAAUUGUAUCUCUUCAAGCUUUGUUGUUAGCAACGAUCCAAGUAGAGGAAGUAUGCAACAGAUCAGUCAAAUGAAAAAGAAAUAUAUACUUGCUUUCGUGAUUUGUGGAUCAUUCAAAAUAUUUCUUAUCGUUACAAGAACGGGGGAUUUUCAAAAUUGUUUCCACAGUAAUUUGAUUAUUUUCCUUUCUUUCUUUCCAUUUAAAAAUUUGGUUUUAAAGUUUAGUAAUUGUAGCUCAUGAGCGUGACUAUAUUCAUGAAUCCAAGAGGUAAACAACAUUUUCUUUUCAAGUCCAUGUCUUAAUUAAGGCGAUUUAUUUUUAAUCUUUUUCAUAGACAUGUUGUGACCAAUACUCCGCGUAUGAUAGCAUAAAUGUAACUUUCUGCAGUUAGUUAGUUUCUUUCUGGUUUACGGGUUAGUUUUUUCGCCUUUCAACAUUAAUCGUGCCACUGAGGCAUGUAUAUUUAUCAUCGUGAGAUAAAAUCAGAAGGUUAAAAAUAAUAAGAAAAUGCUGUUUUGUCAGCGAAAUAGCCAUUGUACACUCGCACUUGAUCACACAAGUAAAUUAGCCAAUCAAAAUUUUGCAUUGUUCACAGUUAGCAGAUUCAUUUUUAUGAAAUCAGUACCAUGAGAAUGACAAGACUACGAAGUUGGGCUUCGGCUGGCUUUUGAAAUUGUACAAUACAUUUUUACAUAUUGUAAUUCUAAUGAUCAGUAUUUUGGUCAGUACUCUCGCUCAAUGAUCCAUUCUUAAAAGCAAUAGACAAUUUCCAUAUUGCAUGCUCUCUUCUUCUACUAUGAAUAUUGUAUCAGGGAAAGAAAUUGCUUUAAACAAAGAGAAAAAUCUAGACAUGAUUGAUGAGGAUACUCUCACUCCCUUCGCUGGACCAGCCACCCAGCUUAACAUUGACCUCCAGAUGAAUGUCUCCAACUUAUUGGAAAAAUGUAACGGGCUUCGAGCUUUUUUAAGUCUGAUCCCGUAAGUAACUGCAUGUAUUUACAUAUCGUCUUAAUUGCUGUAGUGGAAGACUUAUUUAAGGUCAUUACGUCCUCACCUACUCUAGGUUAUCACAAAUCAAAACGACCGCGUAGGCAAGCAAAACUUUCAGGUUGAAAAAUUUCCUGAUGUCUGCUAACCAUCUGCUAGAAAUUCCGCCAAUCGAUUGAACUUUUAACUGACAAACCGACACCUGUACAAACUGAAGACCUUCAUCACGACCUCGCUCAGAUUCCAACACAAACACGAAUAAGCUUAGAUUUCCGUUCAGUAGUAGCGUUUACAUCAAUAUUUUUAUGUACUUUGUAGUAAAAGAAAUACACCUCAAUGGGAAACGAGAAAGGCACUUGAAACGCGGUAUGAUACAAAAACAAGUUGCCAGCAUAUCAUGCGUAACCUUUGUAAUAAAGAACCAAAUAAACAUUGCCUUGAUAAGGAUGACCAGAUCAAUAAAUCACAUUUAGCACGUCCGGAGCGGGCCGAAAGAGAAUUUAUGGUAUACAAACGUUUGACCCUAUGCUAUCGCUGAACUUAAAUCUAUACUUGAUAACUCCAACUGUUCAUCACGAAACCUACCGUUGUACUUCCAUCAAACCGCAAGUAAAUAACCAAGUACAAGAUUUGUACUGCAGAUUAAUUUGAAAAAGUUUCAAGAAUGUGGACUUAAGUGUGAUGAGCGCGUCCAUUUGCCCAUCACAAAACCGGAAAUUCUUCAGUUUUUUUAAAACAAAGUUUUGGGUGAUCAUUAAGCGAGGAAAAGUCGAUAUUCAUUUAAUGUUUAGUCAAAAAACAGCAUUUAGCUUUCAACUCACUGAUAGUGAACAGUUUAAAAGCACAUUUUACUAUGGUAUUGGUAACGCUAAUGGGGCGUGAAGAUGAAUACUAUGUGUCGAUGAGUCGGCGAAAUUACCCAAAGAUUAAAUUCUCAGUAUUUAGAGACACUUUCCCUAUUUUAAUACUUAAGUGCCUCAUAUCGUCUUACGAGAGACCAUAUGGUCCUCAUCUGUCGGGUUAUGCAACAUGGUCCCGAGUUUGCAAGUUCAUACCUCUAGUGUUCUUCGCGAAAGUCCUCAUUCAAGUUUAAGAUAAGACAGAAAACGCUUUCAAAAUGCGCAACUACAGCUACAUGUUUUUACCAAAGAGGAUUAGUGCUCUCCGCGUCUUAACUUUAUCCCUGUGGGGUAAAGAAUCACAUUUCUACUAAAUCUUUUUAACGUUUAGGUGUUUUUUAUUGUAGUAAUUAUAUUACGAAAACAUUUAAUUCUAUUUAAAAUGGCUACUCUAUCUCUGAUUAAACUGAAUUUUUGCGGCGGAAGAAGAGGUCUGAUUCCGUAGCUCUCAAAGCUCAUCUUCAUUUGUUAUUUUUCGCAGUUAGAGGAUAGGUCGGAACUUAGAUCUCUCUUUAUAUUAUAUUUCAUAAUUGAUUAAACAAUAUUUUUAAAUUAACUCCCCCACUUUUUGGAGUAAUUGUCGGCGGACUGCGUUGAACCGGAAAAUCCUAAUAAGAUGUAAAUCAUGUGAUAAUUUAUUUUAAAUCGGCUUGAACGAAGAGCAAUGAUUAGUGCGGAUGUGACAAAGCUGAACUGUCAAUGUCUCAAUUCUCGCAGUGUUGCCUCUGUUACACAACUUUUCACGGAAGAACACAGGUUUGUAGUCAGUUUCUACCUAAGUGUUUUAAACUUCUGCUGAAGUGGUUUACAGCUGGCGCUCCGCCAUGCACUGAGUUCCAUCCCCACUUUGUUUACUCCCUUGUGAUGAUGAAACGCUAUUUUGUAGAGUCUGUAAACUAGAAUAAGAAAUUUAUGAAAAACAACCAACAAAUUACGCCUUGGGAAGCACAAUGAUUUACACUUAAAAUGACAUACAAACUGGGUAUGGCACUUCACUUUUAUUUUUGAGAAAAGCUCAUUUGAUGUAGUUCCUUGCCGGCGAGUUAACCCCAAGAUCUAAAAACUCACAAUAAAUGAACAAAUAUUUCUGUUGACUGGACCCGAGAUUUUGGUGUUAUAUCCAGAUAGCAACCCCUCGUUGAUGCUUUUUGUUGUAUUUCAUCAUCUCUUUAAUUGACAGCGAAAAAGCUAUUAGGAAGAAGUUAGGUAUACUGAUCACGUCGAGACGCCAACCUCGUUAACCUCGUUUGAAAAAAUAAUUGUAGUCAUUACUAGUAAUGUACAUGGCUGCUUCCUCGAAUAAUUCCAGCGCUUUGGUCGGUGAUCUGGUGAGCAGCUUUAAACCUAUUUACUCAAAAUGGAUGUCGGUAUUAGAUCUUUGAAAUAUUCUAUCUUGAUCCUUGACCAGGGGAGCAUAUUUCAUAGACUUUAAGCACCUCGACGCUAUCCCAGAAAGAGCUGGGAAUGCUAUUUACAAAAGAUAAGUCUUUUACUCUUCAGCAACUAAAAUGAAAUUGAAAUUUUUGUUGGAUUUGACCUUGAGACAAAGUGAUUUUGUCUAUAAAGCUAGAAAACUUACAUAGGUGUGGUUGAUUCCACGCAUGUUUUACGAUAAGUAAUACUCCUUUAAAGCUGAGUCGUAAGUCGGUUUUUACUAAUCUUUCCUUUGAAUGGAUCUCUAUGUGGCCCGAUCAUGGCACGUUUAAUGUAAAAAUAUCACUAGUUUCUUGGGCGCUAGUUAUUGAUUGACAACCUACCAAAUGCCUUAUAUUAACCUCUGGUUGAUCUUCGGUUAGAGGAAGGUGAUGGUGAUUGGGGUUCAGAAGAAGUCAGAUUUUCUGUAAAUGUACGAUGAAAAUAUGUAAUUCAGUUUUAGCAACAACUCGCGGUCUUUGAUUAACCACGCCUAUUGACCUGGUUAAACUACAUUGCGUUGCGUAUUUUUGGAAAGAUAAUUGUGUCAUCCUUACUUAGAAUAAACUUGGAAGCAUGUCAUGACAAGAAUUUCGUAAUCUUCAGUAAGUUGAAUUCAUUGAUGACUAGUCCUUUCCGUCCAUAUGUUGUCGAGCAAAAGAUACCGAAAUCUUGUCCGUCGGUUGGCACGUAAGCUUGUUAGCUUUGCCGGUCUCAACGGAUUAGACGGUGACAUAUCUCUCGCCCAAAGUUCUUAAUUAAUGUUCAUGGAAGAAAAGGUCCCUGAAUCACGUCUUUCGAUGUUAUCUUUUUGUGACAAGUAUCUCAGCAUCUUAGCAAGGAGAGAACAAAUGAAAUGCAUGAAGAGGCUGGUAGAUUAUACGAGUCCCAGGAGUUUAGAUCAGCUUUCAGCUGAAAUGGUUCUGACUUAAGGCAGCCAAUGAAAACGAACCGAUCUCACUUAAUAGCAACAUUGCCUGUUCAGUGCUUAUGGAGGAAAUUGCAUAAACCGAAGGAAAAUUUGAACAUUUCUUAAAUUCGUUGAUUCUAUUUUCUAUUGAUUCAUAGUAAGUAAUGCAAUUGCUUCGUGUAGGAGCUCAAAAAAGUUGUCACAAGUCAUUGAGAAAACUGAAUACACGGAUAACAGUACGACUUUUCUUCGUUCGCGGUGAAAUUUAAUGAAUCAGAAGUGAUGUGGUUUCACCCUUCUAAACGAUUACCACAAUAAGCCCUAGGAACUACAGGCAGCUUAAUAUCUGAAGGAAAGGUACUUUUUCGUUCGGUAAGUCAUACUGACACUCCUAGGCGUGAUUUCCUCGCUGAAGUACCCAUCGAAGCUAACUACUCCCGUUAGCGGAGCGAGGAGAUUUCUUAUUUUGGACUUAACCCUUGCCAUUCUAUUACUCUAUUACCAUCGCUUUCUAGUAUGGAGGAUGGACCUUCGAUGGACUAAAAAAGGAUGAAGUUUGUAAGACUUUAUAUUUCCUCACACUUCUCAAACAUCCAACACAAACCACGUUUUCAACAUCCCUUCGGCGGGAAGCUUUCAAAAGCCAACGAAAAUUUUCAGUAGCUUAGAAUGAAAAUAAACACAUCUUAAUUGGAGUUAAGCGAUGCCUGAAGAGCGGUUUAACGUCAUAAUUGAUUUGGGGUGUGUCCACAGAGUGCCACCCACAACGAGGUUAAUAUGCACACUUUGAUUACAACUACAAAGUUCAAUAAUUGAAACGGAAGGAAAGAACAUGGCAGGCGAUUUUACUCACGGCAUAGAAAGGAGAUAAUUAAACUGUGACGCACGUAACUGAUGGCCUACCGGUGGGGCAGCGAAUAUUCUCGCGUCACACGCACCGGACACGAAACAUAGCUCGGUCCAUUUGUAUCUCCGUGUUACAACGCUUUACAAGUGGUAAUAAGAGGGAUUAACUUGAUAAGGUCUGUUUUUAUUUAUCGCAAAAGAAAUCCCAAACUGUAUCUAGAGAAGAACAUAUUUGGAACAUGCUAAUUCAUUACAAACUAAAACCUGAUCUCUGCUUUGAGCGAGAAAUACAAUACGUUGAUCGCACAACUGCUUCAGAAUUUGGGCUGGUUUUUUCUGAACUUCGUGCCAUGAAGAUUUAGUGUGUUCUCCAAUUUCACACGAAAUGUCCUUGAAAUCUAAAUCCUCACCUUGCAAAUAGCGCUAAUAAUGUAUAAAAUUCAUCCAAGGCUUUAUGAAAAUCAGUCUGUUUGUGUAAAAUUAGCAUUUUAUCGACGAGGCGGAUCGCAGUAAAAGGACGUUGACAGCUUAUGUCGCUCACUGAUGGAUAACAGAACGACCUUUAACGAUCAUGAUUUGCUCGGAAAACAGUCAGCCCAUCAAAUCAUUGAUAUCAGUGGUUGCAAGUUUACCAUUAAGCUGUAGGAGGCGCUUCAAACUCAUUAUCCUCAAGAUUAAUGGUAUAAAUUUCAUCAAACAAUCAGGAAUGCAACAACAUUUAUUCGAGAAGAAAAUCACUGCCACUUACAAUUUACAUCCUGUCCCUGAUCGCGGAAGCACACUGAGAACAUCUUCUUUAAUAAAUGUCACAAGUAGCGAUAAAAAAGGAUUAGAGGUAUUAGCGCUUAAAUGGAUUUUCGAGGAACAAUGAUCAAGAAUAUGUGAACGAUAAGAGUAGCCAUGCAUAUAAAACAGUUCGUUCGACUGAUAUGGACCUGUUGGAAGCUGUUUUUCAGAUCUCCGCCCACUGUUGUGAUCUGAUAAACGAAGACCUUGUGUCUUACUGAGCUUGAAUAUGUUGCAAAACUCGAAAAAGCCAAAUGCAGCCAGGCCAGAGAGAAAUGUUGGUUUGAGCAUGUAGCCGGUGCCCCGCAAACACACAGAACAGUGCCGGCCUCGCCAAUCAUGUUCAGUUGAUUAUCGAAACAUCAUUGAAUGACUAAACUCAAAUUAAACCUCGCCGACAUCGGGGCGCUCGCUAUUCUAGGUGAACUAAGCCUACUUUAAACAGUGACAAGUAUGUUGAUCGUAUGUAUAUGCUACAAAACAUAAUAAAGCGUGGAUAAUUUUUAUUAUUUCAAAAACCACGCAAUCCGUGGGAAAUUUCCGAUAGUAGCGCGAUUUUUCCUCGAAUGGUUGAUUGAACUGACGGUGCAUUGAAAAAGGUAACGUAAAGAGGAAAGCAGCUGAGUUCAAUGCUAUCAUACUUGUCUAGACAUCUCGACUCCUUAAGAUAAAUAAUUGCUUGAUAGUAGUCGGAUGUGAUUUUUAAAUGUAGCACUGUGAUACUAUUUAUUUAUUUUUUGCCCCUCGAUUGUCUUAAUCGUAGAGAUAACUGGCUUGACAUGAAUCAACGGAGCAUUUGAGGUUGAACCACGUAAGAGUCUAGAUCACGAUAAGGCAACCCUAAGCAAACGAAGAAACGACUUGGACGACUUCUACUCUUUGCAGCACCCUUAAGCUGUUUACUGAGAUGCAUCAAUCCAAAUUCAAGAGUAUAUUCGCACUUUUCGUGGUUUGCUGUCUCAGCACUGUUUGGCAGACUUCAUCAGAGGCGCUGCCUCCCUGGAAGCAUCUCAAAGGUGGUGUGGAUCAGCGACCCACAAGAGACAAGCUGAAACUAAAAUUUCCACUUGAACCAACCCGGUAUCCUAGCGAUCCGAUAGAAAGCGACUUUGACAUCGAGUCGCUGAAAAGAUUACUUGGCGAGGACUACGUUCCUGAAUAUAUUGCACUAACCAGAGAAGAGGUUUUAGAAAAGAAGGCCAAUGACACACUUUCACACGAGGAGGAUUUCAUGCGUAAAAUGUUGGUCAAAAGUAUGCCAGAGGAAAUUAAAAAUCUUGACUUUAAAAUGCCAGGUAUGAAAAGAUAUCUUGGACCUAAGGCAAGUAAAAAACUACAGCUUUGGCUAUGGCAAGUGUCGCACUGCUCAGUUUCACAGAAGUGGAAAAAUUUGGGAGUGCGUUAUUGGCCUCAUUUCAUUAACGUCGGGAGGUGCUCCAAGAAGGCAACGUGCUCCUUCCCUUCAGGAAUGAAAUGCCGGGUCUCAAGUACAAGGAAAGUCGGAGUUCUUCGCUGGCAUUGCUUGGAAAGAUUCGCCCAACGAAACGAGACUAACUGCACGUGGUUGAAGUUUGAAUACCCUGUGAUCACCGAAUGCAAAUGCGCCUGUCUCUAAUGAGACCGAUGGGAGUCAGGAGUAGUCCAUUUAGGGUUUCACUACCUGACGUAAAGGGUCACACAUGCGAUCCUAAAAUUAGAGAUUCGAAGUCUUUUAACUUUUAUGGAAGGAAAUUAGUCAUAAGAAGGCAGAACUAGAACUUGUGCAUUUUGGAAAAAAGUGUUGUCCAAGCUUUUGUUUGACAGGUAAGUUCUAUUAUGCGCGGCCUUUUCUUGGAUGAACAAAAAGCUUGUCUCGUGCGGGCUUGUUGAAUUAGCUGAAUACCAAGGUCAGAAUAAACAAAUUCGCACCUCAUUUAUAGGCUUAGAAUUACAGCAUGUCAAGGAACUAAUUAUAUAAUCUGGAAAAUCAUCCUAGAUGUAAUAAGAACUUUUUAAGAGGUAUUACACCCACAUUUAGGAACAGCACAGUAGUGCUCUAAUACAGAUACCUAUGAUGUUACAAUCGUCAGUUUUCUGUUAUCCAUUAGAGAACACCUGAGUUUACUUUACGCUCUAUACCAUCAACGCCUUAGAAAACACUUCCUAAUGUCUCCGACACGCGUAGAUCGGUAGCAAGAUAGAGAAAGCCGUUUCCGGCCAAUUUUAAGCCACUAAAUCUAAAAUCAACAAUUUAAAAAACCACUAUUGUUCUGAACCUGGUUCAGAUGCAUUGACGACGGUAAAAAAUUUUUGGGCGAUUGGUCACGAAUCAGUAAGAAAGCUGAUCUUUCUAAGAGACUGAAAUGCCCCAAAGAGAUCAAUGUACUCAUUAUGUUGGAAGUACGACGCAAACUGUUGAAUCCAUUUUUGAAAGCUCAUAUCGUUACGUUAUAGUUUAAAGUAUACCUAUCGCACUAUCGGCAUCAGCUGAAAUGUUAAAAACCAUUAUAU